Camelina sativa (false flax) is the source of this 1664-nucleotide messenger RNA. RefSeq lists its product as uncharacterized. Lineage: Eukaryota; Viridiplantae; Streptophyta; Magnoliopsida; Brassicales; Brassicaceae. Gene Ontology annotation, cellular component: peroxisome. Gene Ontology annotation, biological process: regulation of gene expression. Gene Ontology annotation, molecular function: RNA nuclease activity. The record is from RefSeq and is a predicted model, not a curated record.
UAUUAGGGUUAACUUAAUGUUAAAUCUAAUGCUUCUUACCGCAACGUUCCAUUCUAAGAACAACCCAAAACUUUUGAUGGUGAUCUCAAAAAACCUCCCAAAUGACACUGAGUUUGCCAGGGUUGUUGGUGCUUUGCAGUCAAGAGGUAUAAAAGUUCUCUUGGUACAGCCUCAUGAUGAGGCCGCAUCUCAACAGCUUUUUCGUACUCCAGAGUCAAUAUCUAAUUUAGUUAGAGUAAAGCCGGUUGUGAACCAAACUGCAAGUUUUUACCAAGAUUUCUCUGUGCCUACCACAUACGUGGAUGCGCCUAAGACAGGUGUAUUCUGGGACGCCCAGGAUUCACCACUCCCUAAUCAUCUUGAUCCUGAAUCCAUCUUUCAGAGUAUCAAAUCAGCACUUGAGGGAAAAGGUUAUUUUGCUUACAUAUCAAUAUGGGUUUAUGCUGACGAGAAGAUAACCUUCUCGAAUGAAUUACUGGAUGAGUAUCGCAAGUCUGACAUCUACUUCCUUCCCAAAGUUCCAGGGGAUAAAAAUCUGAGAUAUGAUAGGAUGUUACAUGACAUUUUUUUAUGGGAAAUAGACACACCUGGGGGAUAUGCUGGUCCAUCAAAUGUGGUCGUCAUCUCCAACAACAUCAAGAUCCAAGGAGACAACUACUUGAGGAGAAAUGGCAUGCCAAGAAUUGCUGACUUCAUCUUUAGUCUUACAUGUUUAAAUUCCAGAUCUUAUAAUUCUUUCUUAGUACAGCCUGAGCUGCUCACACUCACACCAGAACCCUCAGAAUGGCCAGGAUACCUAUUUGACAUAGGUGAGGUUGUUGGCUUCUUUAGAGUCGCCCCCAGUCAAACUAAGCGGAUGCGGAAGAAAAGUAGUAAGGAAAAUUUCGCCGUCAAAACCAAGAGCGAGGAAGAUUUCUCCAGUGCUUACUCACACAUAUACUGGGACGUCGACGAUUACCCGAUCCCUAAAGAUAUCGCGCCUAAUUGUAUUUAUCACAACUUUAAAUUAGCUCUUGAGAAUAUGGGCUAUUAUGGUACGUUGGAAGUCAAUGCUUAUAGUGAGAAGGAGAUCCCCUUGGGAUUAGAUGAAAAAUCGAUGGAUCUCCUAAGGAUCAUGUUCAUUCCCAAACGUUCACCUAAAAUAGCGUUAUGGAACAUUAUGUACACAGUAAAUUCUUCUCGUCAGCGAUUCAAUGUGAUGAUAAUCUCAAAAAGACUCACUACUGAUGAGGAGUCCAUGAGGAUUCUUUGGGCUUUGAAAUGGAGAGGUACCAACGUUCUCUUGGUACAACCUAAUGAUGAGGGUGAAUCAGAAAUACCAUUUCAUAGUUCAGCCUCAAUAUCUGACUGUACAAGAUUUUUAAAUGGAGAAAAGCCUAUCGACCGUCAAAUUGUUGACAAUACUGACAAUUCUUCUUGUACUAGCUGGGAAACUGACACUGAUCCUGAAGAAGAGGUAGUCAUUAUGGUUUGAUGUAAAAGCAUUCUCACUUUUAUAUGCUAUUUGCUUAUUUUUGUAUGAAAAACAUUCUGGUUUGAUGUUUCUUCUAUCUGUAUCCCUCCCUUUCAUUCUUUCUUUACUUACUCGAAUAAGAUUACUUUCUUGUGUGGACACAUGCAACUAUUAUUAUUAGAAGAUAAUAUAGCUAUAAUGCAAAAGAGUU